GCUGAAUUCCCCGACCGCAGCUGUCUAACAGAUACUAACUCCUUAAACUGCCCAAAAUAAGAAGAAUAUUAGCCACGGCGGAGUCGUCCCCUGCCAGGGACGUUGUCGCAAUAUUUGGACAACAAAGCGAGCCAAACAUAAACAUGAGCUCCAUAGAUGGCACCAAGCACAUAGUGAGUCAAGAUUUCCCUUCAGAUGACUUGACCAAGAACCAGGAGCCAGAGGACCUUCUUAAAGAGGAAGAACUUUGGAGUGAUCCAGAAGGAGAGAUGGUUCGAGGGCAGGAAGAGUCCGAAGUAACAUUCAUUCCUGUUCCUGUGAAGACUGAGGAUGAGGAAGAUGAAUCUUUAUACCUACAGUUUUAUCAUGUUCCAUUUGGGGAGAACCCGGACUCCCACGCCAGCAUCUCAUCUUGUCGACUGAAAGAAGAAGAAGAAGAAUCAGCUUCUCAGAGCUACUCAAUGCACCGAGAUACUGACCAUGAGGCACAAUCUGCUGAUUCGGAUACUGAUCACAGUGAUGACUGGAACAAAUCUGCUCAUCCUCAACCAGUAGACAAAACUUUUAGUUGCUAUCAAUGUUGCAAGUCCUUCUCCAGGAAAGACCAGCUCAAGUCGCACCUGAGCACUCACACAGGGGACAAGCCCUUCAGUUGUCCAGUGUGCGAAAAAAGUUUCACAAGGAAAAGCAAUCUCAAAACCCAUAUGGGCACUCACAGAAGAGAGAAACCAUUUAGCUGCCCUGAAUGCAACAAACGUUUUUCACGGAGAGACCAAGUGAAAUCUCACAUGGUCACACACUCUGGAGAAAAACCAUUCAGCUGCUCAGUUUGCAGAAAGAAGUUCACGCGGCGUAACACUUUGGCGAACCACAUGGGAACGCACACAGGAGAGAAAAAGUACAACUGUAGUGUUUGUGGCAGGUCUUUUGUCUGGCCUGCACAAAUUAAAAAUCACUUGUGUCCCAAUGAUAAAAGUCCUCCUCGGAAAAGGAGAUUUUUCUGCGCUGAUUGUGGCAAAAGCUAUACCUCAAAGCAAAAUCUGGAAAUACACAGGAAAACUCACACUGGAGAGAAACCUUUUUUGUGCUCAGAAUGUGGAAUGUGUUUUACAGCUGAGCGUAAUCUGAUAAAGCACUAUUUAAUUCACAACAUAUUUGCUCCAUUUGUUACAUCCGAUUCUCUUUAAAGUUUGUUUUGUUGUUAUAUUUUUCCAGACCCAUCUUGUAUUUGUUAAUUAUUUUUAUUGUAUGGGGAUGGAACACCAUUCACAACACUCAGUUGGGUUUCAGCACUGUGCUGCUGCCAAAAGAGCAGCAUGAAGCAGAGAUAGGUGUGAGACUUGGGUCGAACUACUUGUGUCUGACCUCUCACUAUCAUCGUACAACUGUCUCACAAAUAUGGACAAAGCACAGCAAGAGAAAAAUCUAACAAUUCACACCCUAUACAGAGGGAUGUUGUUUAUAAAGGUUAUCCAAUCUAGUCUAUUGUUGCCUGCUGAAUGGCAGCAUCCAUGCAGAGAAACAGAUAGAAAGUGUGUCUGCCAGUGGAGUCUGUCCAUGCCUAGUCAUCACUAGGCAGCAGUUUGGACACAUUUGGUACCUAAACCAGCAUUCAGCACAUUACCACCUUGUAAUAAGGUGACAUCUCGGCUCCUGCAGUAUGUUCAUCAUAUGCUAUGUAGCCACCGAUCUGACAAAUCCAAAGGUGUACAGCACAGGGGGUCCAUCAUCUAGUGUGUAUUACAAAAUUUUGAUACAAAAUUUGGUAUGUAGUCCGAAAACAUGACAAAAACAAGCACUGGUACAGAUGGCAGUUACCAUUGUUUCUAAUCGCACUUUAGUUGGUUAUUGUUCGUAUAUUUUCCAUGAAUAAACACAUGUCACAGGUGUUAAGUGUACUAUUCUGCAGUGUGCAGUACCUCCUAGAUCUGGAAGGCUUGGUUUCCGUUGUGAUGCUGUGAAUAAGGAAUGGGCACGAAUUGAAUUAUGAUGUUUGUAUGUGUCAUAUGAAUAAUUUAGGUGCAAUUCCAAACCGAGAUGAUGAGCUUGUCUCUGCAGGAAACAUGUUCUUCUCCAAUGGAAGCUUUUGCUACGUUGUGAUGUCAUGUUGUUACCAUA
Messenger RNA from Synchiropus splendidus (mandarinfish), 2118 nucleotides. Its product is annotated as gastrula zinc finger protein XlCGF8.2DB-like. Lineage: Eukaryota; Metazoa; Chordata; Actinopteri; Syngnathiformes; Callionymidae. The transcript has 2 exons. Bases 144 to 1187 code for a protein of 347 amino acids. The record is from RefSeq and is a predicted model, not a curated record.